AACAAUGAAGUUCGCUAUCUUCUUCGUCUUCGCUGCCUUUGCCAUUGUGGCUCAGGUUAAUGCCAAAUCCGUUGAGAUAAUCGACCGUGGUGCGAUCGCUAAUGCCCUGAAGCAGAAGCUUGCCGAAGUCAAAGAAAAGUUGAAUGAUUACCUGGAAAACGCAUCAGACUACUUGAAACAGAAGAUCGCUGAAGCUCAACAACAAGCUGAGGAUAUGAUCAACCAAUUAAAGCAAAAAACUACCGAGAUCAGCAAUGAGGUUUACAAAACUGCUCAGAAAAUUUUAGAAAAGCUGGGCGAACUCGAAGACAAAAUCGUAGAACAAGCUAAAAAAAUUGUUGCCAACAAGAUGUCUUCGUAGGAUGAAU
Molecule: messenger RNA, 368 nt
Organism: Phymastichus coffea
Lineage: Eukaryota; Metazoa; Arthropoda; Insecta; Hymenoptera; Eulophidae
Exons: 2
Coding region: 5-361 (118 amino acids)
Source: RefSeq, a predicted model, not a curated record